Messenger RNA from Aspergillus nidulans FGSC A4, 2001 nucleotides. RefSeq lists its product as uncharacterized. Gene Ontology annotation, molecular function: nucleic acid binding; RNA-DNA hybrid ribonuclease activity; endonuclease activity. Lineage: Eukaryota; Fungi; Ascomycota; Eurotiomycetes; Eurotiales; Aspergillaceae. The transcript has 2 exons. The record is from RefSeq and is a predicted model, not a curated record. Bases 1 to 2001 code for a protein of 666 amino acids. Gene Ontology annotation, biological process: RNA-templated DNA biosynthetic process; DNA biosynthetic process.
AUGUUACCAAAACCAGGAAAGAGGGACUAUACCCAACUCAACACUUGGCGGCCAAUUAGCCUCCUCUCUACCCUAGGAAAAGGCCUCGAGCGCCUUCUAGCACAGCAGAUGGCUGUAAGAGCAAUUCAGGCAGACCUGCUAGCCCCCUGCCACUUUGGGGCCUUGCCAGGAUGGUCUGCCAUUGACCUGGUCCAGGUCCUUGUACACAGGGUAGAGGAGGCCUUUCAACAGGGAAAGGAUGCUUCAUUACUCCUACUAGAUAUGAAAGGGGCAUUUGAUGCUGUCAUACACCAACGGCUCCUUUCUCACCUACGCCUGCAAGGAUGGCAUAAAGGCUUACUCCAGCUACUUGAGGACUGGCUUACUGGCCGUUCUGUAUCUGUUCAUAUCAAAGAAAGCACCGCUACAGCACCAAUCAAAGGUGGACUCCCCCAGGGAUCCCCCCUAUCCCCAAUACUCUUCCUACUAUAUGCAGCAAGAAUAGUCUCUACCCUAGAGAGCUCCUUCUGCUAUGCAGAUGACAUAGGAGUUCUUCUGGAUACAAAGCUUACUUUUAAAGCCCACAUUAACUGGGUCUUUAGCCGCGGGAAACAACUCGCCCAGCACCUAAAGAGACUUAGCAAUACCCAGCGUGGCUGUCCAGUGGCCUCCAUGCGCGCAGCAGUUAUACAGUAUGUUCUCCCAACAGCUCUGUACGGGGCAGAAGUCUUCUAUACAGGAAAAAGACAACAAUGGGUUGUUAACUCCCUGCUCUCUCUCUUCCGUACAGCAGCCCUGGCUAUUAUCCCAGCCUACAAGACCACCCCUACUGCAGCUCUGCUCCGCGAAGCAGACCUACCAGACCCAGAGGCUCUAUUCAACAGCAUCCUCCAAAGGGCAGUAGUGAGAUACAUGAGCCUUGAUAUUAAACACCCAAUUGCCCAAAUAGCUGCAGAGGCCACCACAAGCAGGCCCAAGACCAGGCUUAAAAGGAUCCUCCAGCUCCUCCUUAGCCCCCUGCCAGAGCGCACCAUAAUAGGGCUGCCUCUCCCUCCCCUACGCAUGCUUCCAACAGACAACAAAGACUAUAGCCCCGCCCCAUUACAGAUAUCAGUAUACUCAGACGGCUCGCGAACUGGCCAAGGGGCAGGAUAUGGCUAUGCAAUCUACUUUGGCCCUAUCCUGGUGACCAAGGGACAUGGCCCCGCGGGCCCCAGGACAGAGGUCUAUGAUGCAGAAAUCAUGGGCGCUGUAGAAGGCCUACGCGCAGCCCUGGGACAACCAUGUGUAGGUUACUCUACCCAGCUAGUUAUCCUCCUAGACAACCUAGCAGCAGCCUCCCUGCUAGCAAGCUAUAGGCCAACUCCGCAUAGGCAUGGACUGUCAGAGUCCUUCGGCCAGCUUGCUACCCAGUGGUUGGAAGCUCCCUCAAUCCUAACCAGGCCACGGAAGCCCCUUCAAGUCCGCUGGAUCCCAGGCCAUUCUGGGAUUGCUGGGAACGAGCUGGCAGACAAGCUUGCAAAGCUUGGGUCCUCUAUAUACAGCCCUAACAUCCCCCCAUCCCCUGCAUACCUACGACGGGAGGCAAAACAGUGGCUUCGUACAGAGGCAUAUACAGCAUAUGCUAGUAAGGCACCCCAAGCCUACAAGACCCUGGAUAUCAGACCCCAUACAAAGGAAAGCCGCACCCGCGAGCACAAGCUUCCCCGUUGGGUACUUGGCCGACUCGUCGCCGCCCGUACAGGCCACGGAGACUUUACGGCAUACCACCAGCGCUUCAACCACUCAGACUACCUGGAGAGCUGCUCUUGUGGCAAGACCAAGACCCCAGUACACUUCUUCUUCUGCCCAUACACCAGAAAGCGCUGGAAAGAUAGAUGGAGAUGCAUAAGGGACGGCCCGUCAAAAACAAUAGACUGGCUCUUAAGUACAGCUGCCGGGGCUGAAGAAUUCAGCCGCAUCGUGCAAGAAUCAUCCUUCUUCAAGGAUAUAUGCCCGAACUGGGCCCGCCGGAGCGCUUGA